AGCGUGUCCCAUUCUUCGGAUUACAGCAACUGAAUUUGUGGGAGAGUCUCUGGAGAAAGUGAAGAGAGGAUCAAUGAAAUAUUUGACCAGGCAGUCUCUCUAUCCCCAUGUGUACUUCUUAUUGAAAAAUUAGACAUUGUUGCUCCAAGAGAAGGAAACACCAAGAGUUUGGAGAAAAGAAUUAGCACUCAGCUCUCCUUUUGCCUAGCAAAUUUAAAAAGUAAACACAAAGACAAGCAGGUGAUAGUAAUAGGAGAAACUAGUCGCCCAGAGAAUCUCGACUGGGAUCUUCGUAGCAGCUUUGAUGGAGAAAUAUUCAUGGCUAUUCCAACAGAGGCUGCCCGUGGACAUAUAUUAAAGCUACUUUGUGAAGGAACAUUACUUAUUGACGACAUAAAUGAGUUGGCCAGUAGAACCCCAGGGUUUGUGGCAGGAGACCUCAAGAAGCUGUUGGAGAAGGCCCAGAGUCUAGCUUGGAAAAGAAAAAGAGAUUCAUUGUAUGGAAAGGGAGGAGGAAGCCUAAUGGAGCAAGUGAAAAGUUUCAUGAGUCAAUUUCAACAGAUGUGUGAAACAGAGCAAAUCAACACAGUGACUACUGUAAACAUGGAAGACUUCUUGGAGGCACUGAUGCAUGUGACUCCUGCAUUAAAGAGAGAAGGCUUCCCCACAGUUCCAGAUACUACAUGGCAGGAUAUUGGAGGCCUUGAACAGGUCAAACGGGAGCUGAAAGAAAAAAUACUUGAGGCCAAUCGGUUUUCUAAAACUAAUGAAGAGUUUGGAGCAAGUCGUCCUAAUGGUUUUGAGUGGGGUCCUCCAGGAUGGGGAAAAAAAUUUGUUGGCCAAGGCUGUUGAAAUGGGGGGCCUGGCAUCAAUUUGCUUCCAGUAAUGGGUCCAGAACUUUUAAAUAUGGGGUACCAAGGAGAGAGUGAGAGAGCCGUACGAGAAGUGUUCCAGCGUGCACGCAAUGUAGCCCCUUGUGUUAUCUUCUUUGAUGAAUUUGAUUCACUUUGUCCAGUCAGAAGGAAAGGAUCUGAUAGUGGCAGUAAGACUACCAUAGUAAACACACUACUGACAGAGAUGAAUGGAUUCACAAAGCGCGAUGAUGUUUAUGUUAUAGCUGCUACCAAUCGUCCUGACAUUCUUGACCCAGCAGUAACUCGACCAGGAAGGUUUGAUACACUCCUCUACAUAGAUGUGCCAGACCAUCUAGGAAGAGUAUCGAUUUUUCAGGCUCGAACAAAGAAUGGGACGUGUCCUUGCUUGGCUUCUGAUGUCAACUUGGAGGAAGUGUCUCGUCUAUGUGACAACUUCUCUGGUGCUGAUUGUGACCAGCUGGUGUACCUAGCCAGUAAGGAAGCUAUCAGGGAGGUGAUAAACAGCUCAGCAUCCUAUACAACUCCUGCACCAGUGAACGAUGAACAACCUGUAUACCGCUUUGUUGCUAAGAGACAUUUUUCUGCUGCCCUUAGAAAAAUCAAGCCAUCUAUAACAUUGGAGGAACAGCGACGCUAUAAGAGGCUGCACAGCAAAAUUGAAGCAUCCAGAGUGUGUGGGGAACUUCCAGUAUUCCCCGAGACUGCAAGUUUAGUUGCUGAAAAUAUCGAAGAACAGACACAGCCUAUUGAUGAUGCAGAGAAUAUAGAACAAGAGUAAUAAAUUAUACACUAUUACAUGAUAUUUUAAGUAUGCAUAAA
Molecule: messenger RNA, 1694 nt
Organism: Cherax quadricarinatus
Lineage: Eukaryota; Metazoa; Arthropoda; Malacostraca; Decapoda; Parastacidae
Source: RefSeq, a predicted model, not a curated record